Scophthalmus maximus (turbot) is the source of this 1123-nucleotide messenger RNA. RefSeq lists its product as uncharacterized. The record is from RefSeq and is a predicted model, not a curated record. Lineage: Eukaryota; Metazoa; Chordata; Actinopteri; Pleuronectiformes; Scophthalmidae. The transcript has 4 exons. Bases 141 to 920 code for a protein of 259 amino acids.
AGAUAAAGGAAGAUGAUUUACGGCUGACGCUCCCGCAUUCAGAGGAUACGAAGGUCAAGAAUGUCUGACUGGUUUAUAGGUGGAACUUUGGCCAUUUGCUUCAGAUCCAAAACAUUGAGCUGACAGCAAAAGGAGACACCAUGUUCAGGUUUUCUGUAGUAGUCUGUGUUUCCCUGAUAUUUGGCAUCACAGCAAAGCCACAUAAACCAUGGUAUAAACUUACAGAUGCAGCAUUCCAGGAUACUGUUAUGUCCAUAGAUGACGAAGGAAAGAUGUCCUGGGGAGUGGAAGUGGAAGUGGAACCUCCAGAGGUCCUGGACGAGACCCACUAUGAGAUGGACCCUAGCAUGAUGAUUUGGAAGAGUAUGGCGGGCAAUGGACAGGUAAAGCUGCCACUGAAGGCCGAAGCAGCCGUGGAUGAGCUGUACCAUCCUUCAAUGGCUGAACUCCUCCAGGACCAAAUCAAUAACGUAGGCGUCCUCCCUGCUGCCGACAUCCAGGCAGAGCCCGCGCAGGAAGAUGCCAGCAUGAAGGAACCUGAGCAGGACUGGGAUGAAGUCUACCACAAAGCAAGGGAGGAGCUGGAAGUUUACCUGGCCCCACUGACGGAUGAGUACCAAGCCGGUGCGGAGGUCCGCGUUGCACAGGCCGAGCCAGAGGAGGACGAGGAUGACCUGUAUCACCGUGACAACCAGCGCUCACCUGUGCAGAUGGAGCUGCUGACACGUGAGGUCAGGGGAGGGAGUGAGGUCAUAGUUCACCUUCAACCCGAGGAGGACAUGGAUGACCUGUACCACAAAGACCUCCUUCAGCCCAUACUUUACCAGGAUGCUGAUGAACCUGUUGCGCCAGUCGAUGUGUCGUCUCAGAGGAGGUACAGCGAACCAGAGGAAGAUCUGGAUGAUCUCUACCACCAGUGAUCCUUCAACAACCACAUACACUGUGUAGACCCCCAUCAUGAUCUUAUCACAGAUAAGUAAGAUACUGUAUCUGCAACAGGUAAAUAAAUCACAAGCUUGACUUAUGAAUCCAUGAAACUGUCUUAAUACCUAAAUAAGAAUGAUCACAUUUGCAUCUGCUUAUCUGACUUGUGUGUUGGUGAUAAAGACACUUUAAAACGUGA